AUCUCUCCAAAAAUAUCUGAAGACUUAGCUCGGAAGGUACCGCACUCUGUCUAGAGCGCCUCCCCCACCAACACCCCCGUUCCGCGGGGCAGGGGGGCCGCGCUCCUCCGUCUCUCCAGCAUGUCAGAUGCCGACGCGCCACCGCCGCCGGACGAUCUAUCGUUUCUAGCCUCGCCGCCCCCGCCGCAGCAGCAGCCGCCUCCUCUGGCCGGACGCUCGUCUUCCCUGUACAAGCAGCGAUCGUGGUCGCCGGACGUGUGCCGCGAGGAGGCGUGGCUCCGCCGCAAAGGGAACAGCAAGAUCCGCCGCCCCCGGAGCAGGAGCGUCACGGACGACGACCUCGACGAGCUGAAGGCGUGCAUCGAGCUGGGCUUCGGGUUCGACUCGCCGGAGGCGGAUCUGCGCCUGUCGGACACCUUGCCGGCCCUGGAGCUCUACUACGCCGUCAAUAGGCAGUACAGCGACGGCGUCUCGAAGCCGGCGGCCACGCCUUCGCCGUCGUCGACCGUCCCCCAUAGCCACACUUCUCCUCGGAGCAAUAUAUUCAGUCGCGGCGAUGAUCCUCAGGUGGUGAAGACGAGGCUGAGGCAGUGGGCGCAGGUGGUGGCUUGCUCGGUGAGGCAGUCGACUUGCUGAGCCCCUGGGUGGGGAUAACCCUAACCGGGGUUAAGGAUUAGCUAACCCUCGAUUGGCGACCAAACAUGCUGUUCCCAACUUGGCAGUGGAAUGAUUCCUCCACCGACUUUUGUUUGGUUGGCAUUAUCAUUAGAAGAAUGCAAUGCAAGAAAAAGAACAUUGGGACUUUUUGGAGUGGGAAUUUUGACUUUUUCUCUUUCAAGUUAUGAUUUGAUUUGGGUUGGGUUGGGUUCGCAUAACCGUAUCUUGUGGCCUCCUAAUUAUGAUCUUAAUAGGCGUUUUAAAUA
Messenger RNA from Rhodamnia argentea, 923 nucleotides. RefSeq lists its product as uncharacterized. NCBI's taxonomy places the organism in Eukaryota, Viridiplantae, Streptophyta, Magnoliopsida, Myrtales, Myrtaceae. Bases 121 to 636 code for a protein of 171 amino acids. The record is from RefSeq and is a predicted model, not a curated record. The transcript is spliced from 2 exons.